AUGGCCAACGUGGUCGUGACAGGUACAGUGAAAAAAGUUAUGCUCGACGACCGUGAUUCGAACCGCGGGAUGUAUAAAAGCGAGAUCGAGAUCAAGCGGGUGUUGAAAGGUGAAAAUGUUGUCAACCAACUGGCCAACUUCAUAGACCCCGUGCGGCAGCAUAAGAUGGUGAUGGUGGAUGGGUUUGGAGACCCUCAUAUUUGUGAGAACGAGGUGCAUGUCGCAGACACCAAGAUUUUUCUUUUGAAUAAAGGAUACAACGGAGAGCUGAGACUCAACUCGAGCAUCCUCCCUAUCACAGUGGUCAACUUGAACUACGCAGAGGCCGUUGUCAAAGAUGUUUCUGUUGCCUGA
This is a messenger RNA of Pomacea canaliculata, 354 nucleotides long. RefSeq names its product agrin-like. Gene Ontology annotation, biological process: G protein-coupled acetylcholine receptor signaling pathway; receptor clustering. Gene Ontology annotation, molecular function: laminin binding. The record is from RefSeq and is a predicted model, not a curated record. Bases 1 to 354 code for a protein of 117 amino acids. The transcript has 2 exons. Lineage: Eukaryota; Metazoa; Mollusca; Gastropoda; Architaenioglossa; Ampullariidae.